GGCUGCUCGGAGCGGCGAGGGGCUUGGCGGGAGCUUCCAGUCGCUCGGGAGCGGAGGGCGGCAUCAUGGCUCCGCGGGGGAGGCAUCGGCGGUCGCGGCCUCACAGGCCUGAGGGUGCAAGACGUUCGAAGAACACUUUAGAAAGAACACAUUCCGUGAAAGAUAAAGCUGGUCAAAAGUGCAAGCCUAUUGACGUGUUCGACUUUCCUGAUAAUUCUGAUGUCUCAAGCAUUGGCAGGCUGGGUGAAAAUGAGAAAGAUGAAGAACCUGAUGAGACCUUUGAUCCUCCUUUACAUAGCACAGCUAUAUAUGCUGAUGAAGAAGAAUUCUCCAAACUUUGUGGACUAUCUAUCCCUUCAACUCCUCCAGGAAAAGAAGCAAAAAUAAGUUCAGACACUUCUGGAAAUGAAGCAAGUGCAAUCGAAUCUGUAAAAAUUAGUGCAAAAAAGCCAGGAAGAAAGCUCAAGCCCAUUAGUGAUGACUCUGAAAGCACUGAAGGAAGUGAUACAAGAAGAAAAGUUAAAUCAGCAGAGAAAACAAAUACACAGCGUCAUGAGGUUAUUCCAACUACAGCAUCUUCAGUACUUUCAGAGAAACCAGCUGAGUCGGUCACUUCUAAAAAGACAGGACCCCUUAGUGCCCAGCCCUCUGUUGAAAAAGAGAACUUGGCACUAGCAAGUCAAUCGAAAACUCAGAAAAAAGGGAAGAUGUCUCGUGGCAAAAAGAAGAAAUCAAGAAGUAAAGCCGUAGGCUCAGAUACUUCUGACACUGUGGACGUUUGGUGUCUAGAAGGAAUGAAAACCAGUGACAUCAAAGAGUUGAAUAUUGUUUUGCCUGAAUUUGAGAAAACCCACCUAGAGCAUAAAGAAAGAACAGAAUCUAAAGUUUGUAGGGCAGCCAUCGACACAUUAUACGUUAAUGUUAAAGAACAAGUCAUCAAACUGCUUAAAGAAAGCCAGAUGUUGAAAAAUCUGAAAAGGAAGAAUGCUAAGAUGAUUUCAGAUAUCGAAAAGAAAAGGCAGCGUAUGAUUGAAGUCCAGGAUGAACUGCUUCGGUUAGAGCCACAGCUGAAACAACUACAAACAAAAUAUGAUGAACUUAAAGAGAGAAAGUCUUCCCUUAGGAAUGCAGCAUAUUUCUUAUCUAAUUUAAAACAGCUUUAUCAGGAUUAUUCGGAUGUUCAAGCAAAAGAACCAAACAUAAAGGAAACGUAUGAUUCAUCCAGCCUUCCAGCCCUGUUAUUUAAAGCAAGAACACUUUUGGGAGCCGAAAGCCAUCUGCGAAAUAUCAACCAUCAGUUAGAGAAGCUCCUUGACCAGGAAUGAGAAGAGCAAUCUACUAAAAUGUGCCCAUAGGAAGACUAGUCUCAUGCUGUUACCGUCUGAAACUGUACUUUUAUAAAUAAAUUGUUUUGCAAAGAAGUUAUGGCCUACUUGCCAGAAUCUAAAAUUUGUUAUUCAAAUUAAAUGGCUGUGAACAAUGUUAAAUAGCAUUAGUUUGUCCAAUAGUUUUAGAGGCCAUAAUCAUCUUUUCUGGUUAAUAUCUUGAGUAAUUUAAAAAUGUUGACACUUUAAUCAGCCCCAGAUAUGAGCUGUAAUAAACCUGUAAAAUUAAGUUGAUGUGAAUGUAAUUUUGAUUAGUUAAGGCGAUUUCUAUUGAAUUUAAGUACAUCAAAGGUAAUUUUUAAUAAAAUUGGUUCAUAGAAGUAAAAAACAAAAAUUGGAAAGCAAAGUGAUAAAACUUAUCAGGUUGAAUGAUAUAUUUAUCAAAUCUCACAGAUAUCAGGCAAAUUAUAGCCUGGUGACAAAAGUGUCCAUAGUGAACUAGCUACUCUUGUAAUACUUCUAUAAUUAGCUCAUCAGGAAUUUCAUCUGCUUCAUUGUUAUAACUGAGAAGACUGUUCUCUGCAGCUUCAGCUAAUUCAGCAUCUUCAGUAGCUUCUAAAAAAUAAGCAUCAUCAAUGUCAUUAUCCCAGACAGCAUCAGCAGAUGCACCUGUUGACAGCUUGCUAAGUGAUGGUUUAUGAGGAUUCUGGGUUUCAUUGCUCCUAGUUUCAUCUGCUUCAUCUGUUGUCAACUCUUCUUCCUUUAUUUCAGUGGGGAAGGGUGAGAGAGUGGGACAGGAAAAUAUUUACUCAGGAUAUGUGAUUUAACCAUAUACUCUAUGUUGAAGUAAGGUAUUAAGUGACAGAUACUAAAGUGAAUAUGCUGAAGGAAUGCUGUCUCCGAUAUCGCACGGUGGGAAUGAGUGCACUGAUGCAAACAUUGCUGCACCGAAGCUCAGACACACUUGAAACUCCAAAUUUGAAAUUACCUGCAGUGCUGUGACACAUACUUUUCAAUAUUCCCCAAUGGAGGAAGAGCAAGAGUAGAUUUAAUUUUUUAACAAGUGGACAGUCCAGCUGAAGACAAAUCAAGAUAAAUUUGCUACCUUUACAAUGGACUUACUACCCAUGCUCUAAAUUUUAAAGUAUUUAGAAAAUUAUAAACAUGGAUUGAAAAAAGAUUAAAAACAGUUGCCAAAAUA
Messenger RNA from Mandrillus leucophaeus (drill), 2526 nucleotides. RefSeq names its product centromere protein U (gene CENPU). The coding region runs from base 66 to 1325 and encodes 419 amino acids. Gene Ontology annotation, cellular component: nucleus. The record is from RefSeq and is a predicted model, not a curated record. The transcript has 13 exons. NCBI's taxonomy places the organism in Eukaryota, Metazoa, Chordata, Mammalia, Primates, Cercopithecidae.